GGGGCUUAACCGUACCUUUUCAAGGGGCUUCACGGUACUGCGCUGUUGCCCUUUGUCAUGACAUCAAUCAUCCCAGGCUCCUCUUUUUCCAUUCUUCCUGAGCCAGUUCGAAUGAGCCCCUUUCUUCCCUGACCACCCUCUUCGACACCAUGGAGGAAGACAACCCUGGACUGAGAGCCGCUUUGCAGCGCCUCGAUCAGGAACUGGAGGAUGGUGAUAUCACGCAGAAGGGGUAAGCUCGUUUCUCACUGUGUUCGAUCCAUUCGCGCUGGUCAAGAAUAACCCCGCGGAGCCGGGAGUGACUUGGAAACGGUCCUCGCACGCGAAAAAUGGCCCCUAUAUUGACAGGUACCCUUUGCGCUAACGCUUAUCAAGAUACGAGAAACGCCGUACGUUUCUCUUUUCUCAGUUCCAGGGAUCGGGAUUGAGCGAGACUUUGGGCCCAAAUACCGCACCGCCAGCCAUCCUCAGCGUCCGCCCGCCGACCGGAGAUUCUUUAAAGAGAGAUCCAUCGUUAUCUGGAUUUGCAGGGAGGGAGCAGGGAAAUGGAUCAUUUGGAUAUAAUCGACCCGUUGGUGCAGGUAAUCAGAAUGGGACACCCUAUUAUGACAGAAGAACGGGCUCGAUGCUGCAGCCGAUGGACCACCGGACAUCGGCGACCUCAUACGACUCUCUUUUUCUUCCGAGAACUCAACCGAAUCCAGAAGAUCCAAGGACAGCAACUUUGACGAGUCAGGACUAUGCAUUCAAUCCUGCUUAUGGGGACUACCCAGAUGAGUCCGCGGGAGGCUACGAUGCGCUGGCUGGUAACGUUUCACGACAGUCGACAAUGCUCGAUUUGCAGCAGGGCUACUUCUCAGACUUUGCCGGGCAACAGAACGAAGACUACAGAGAUAGCUAUGGUGGCGGGUUCCACCACCGUUAUUCUCAAUCGGAUACCUUCUCCCCUACUGCGAAUAUGGCUCCGCCACUGUUUCCUGCUCCCGAAAACCCCAAUCUGCCGGCAAGCGAUUGUCUGCUCCCCUUGGAGCCUCGGGACAUCCCGUUUGCAGUUAGCGACCCGCAUGACAAAAACACGCCCAUGUCUAAAUUUGACAACCUUCCAAUGGUUCUUCGUCACCGCGCUCGAAUUCAUGCAAAGCAGCCUGCCUAUUGGGUUUUGGACCAAAAAGGAAAGGAAAUUGCUUCUAUUACUUGGGAAAAGCUCGCCAGUCGUGCGGAAAAGGUUGCACAGGUUAUCCGUGACAAAAGCAACCUCUAUCGUGGAGACCGCGUGGCUUUGAUCUACAGAGACGAAGAAAUUAUUGAGUUCGCGGUUGCCUUUCUGGGAUGCUUAAUUGCAGGGGUUGUUGCUGUCCCCAUAAACAGCUUAGAAAAUUAUCAGGUUCUCAAUUUAAUCCUCACCUCCACACAAGCUCAUCUUGCAUUGACUACGGAGAACAAUCUCAAGAACUUCCAGAGGGACAUUACUACUCAGAAGUUGAAUUGGCCGAGAGGAGUGGAAUGGUGGAAGACCAAUGAAUUUGGGAGCUAUCAUCCAAAGAAGAAGAAUGAAACCCCGCCUCUUCUUGUCCCGGAUUUGGCUUACAUUGAGUUCUCAAGGGCUCCUACUGGUGAUCUGCGUGGUGUAGUCAUGAGCCACCGGACAAUCAUGCAUCAAAUGGCUUGUCUCAGCGCGAUAAUUGCCACUGUUCCAGCCAAUACAGACAACGGGAGCCAACAGGAGUCCAGGAUCCUUGGUGGGAAAGGUCGUGGUGAAAUCCUCAUAAGCAUCCUAGACCCUAGGCAAGGCAUCGGCAUGAUAUUGGGCAUUCUUCUUACUGUUUACGGCGGCCAUACAACUGUUUGGAUGGAUGAUAAAACGGUCGAAACCCCCGGUCUUUACGCCCACCUCAUCACAAAAUACAGGGCUACUCUUAUGGCUGCACACUACCCUGGUCUCAAGAUUGCUGCCUACAACUACCAGCAGGAUCCGAUGGCUACGAGAAAUUUCAAGAAGAACUCUGAGCCCAAUUUCAGCAGCGUUAAACUGUGUCUUAUAGAUACCCUUACAGUUGACGCUGAAUUCCAUGAAAUUUUGGCGGAUAGAUGGUUGAGGCCAAUGAGAAAUCCGAGAGCGAGAGAGAUCGUUGCUCCUAUGUUAUGCCUGUCUGAGCACGGCGGUAUGGUGAUAAGUGUGCGGGAUUGGCUAGGUGGUGAGGAGCGUAUGGGAUGUCCCUUGACCCAUGAGAUGGAUCCUGCUUCACGUCCUGAAGCCAAGAAGGAGGAGGUGAAAUCCGGGAAAUCGGAAAACAACAGUGGUUUCGGGAGCAGUUUGUUAAGCGGCGGGGCUCCAGUCCGAACUCACGACGACGAAUCCAAAAAUGAGCUUGGCGAGGUACUUCUCGACAAGGAAGCCUUGAAGAGCAAUGAGGUCGUGGUUUUGGCGAUGGGCGAAGAAGCGAGGAAAUAUGCCGGAAGUAUGCCAAAUGCAGUGCGGGUAGGCUCAUUUGGGUAUCCUCUCCCUGACGCGACGCUAGCUGUCGUCGACCCCGAGACGAAUUUACUAUGCAAUCCAAAUGUCAUCGGUGAGAUAUGGGUCGAUUCGCCGUCUCUUUCUGGUGGCUUCUGGGCACUACCAAAAUACACGCAGACCAUAUUCCAUGCACGGCCGUACAAAUUUGAAGACGGGAGCCCGACACCUAUCCUAUUAGAGCCUGAAUUUCUUCGAACCGGCCUCCUUGGCUGCGUCAUCGAGGGCAAAGUCUUUGUGCUCGGUCUUUAUGAAGACAGGAUCCGACAGAAAGUGGAAUGGGUCGAGCAUGGACAGGAAAUUGCUGAGCAUCGUUAUUUCUUCGUCCAGCAUUUGAUCGUCACUCUGCUGAAGAAGGUGCCGAAGAUCCAUGACUGUACUGCCUUUGAUGUCUACGUCAAUCAAGAGCAUCUUCCGGUUAUCGUGCUCGAGUCGUAUGCUGCCUCAACAGCGCCUACGACAUCAGGAGGACCUCCACGACAACUAGACUCCGUCCUUCUCGAGUCUUUGGCAGAAAGGUGCAUGGACCUUCUAUAUCAAGAAUAUCACCUGCGGGUCUACUGUGUUCUAAUUACCGCUCCAAACACUCUCCCUCGAGUCACUAAGAACGGAAGGCGAGAGAUUGGUAAUAUGCUUUGCCGUAAGGAGUUUGACGCUGGCACACUGCCUUGCGUACAUGUGAAGUUUGGAGUGGAACAAGCAGUCAUGAACCUUCCAGUAGGGAUUGAUCCAGUUGGAGGAAUCUGGUCUCCCGUCGCAAGCGCUGAAAGACAAGAGUUGCUGGCCCUGCAAGAAAAACAGUAUUCUGGUGUGGACUAUCGUGACGUUGUGAUGGAUGAUCGGACAUCUACACCGCUGAACAACUUCAAGUCGAUCGUGGACCUUCUUCAAUGGCGAGUAUCCCGACAAGCGGAGGAACUGGCAUAUUGCUCCAUUGACGGCCGUGCCAAGGAGGGGAAGGGUAUUACUUGGAAGAAGUUUGACUUGAAGGUUGCUGCUGUGGCAACUUACCUGAAGAACAAAGUGAAGGCCCGUCCCGGUGACCAUCUGGCCCUGAUGUAUACUCAUUCUGAAGAAUACGUCUACGCCGUACAUGCGUGCUUCUGUCUGGGCCUCGUAGCUAUUCCCAUGGCGCCAAUCGACCAAAAUCGCCUUUCGGAAGAUGCUCCUGCUUUUCUCCAUGUCAUAAAUGACUUCAGCGUGAAGGCGAUCAUUGUCAACAGUGAUGUCGACCAUUUAUUAAGGCAGAAGAUCAUCUCCCAACAUAUUAAGCAGUCUGCCCAUGUGCUUCGUAUAUCUGUGCCGGCCAUCUACAACACGACUAAGCCGUCUAGGCAAUCCCACGGCUGUCGCGAUCUCGGUUACACGGUGAAAGAUACCUGGCUUAAUUCUGAUCGGCCAGCUAUGGUUUGGACAUACUGGACUCCCGAUCAGCGAAGGAUAUCUGUUCAGAUUGGCCAUGACACUAUUAUGGGCAUGUGCAAAGUACAGAGAGAAACUUGUCAAAUGACCAGCGCAAGACCAAUCCUCGGUAGUGUUCGUAGCACUGUGGGUCUCGGAUUCCUUCAUACCUGCCUGAUGGGAAUUUACGUUGGAGCACCAACUUACCUAGUGUCUCCGGUCGAUUUUGCACAAAAUCCCAUGUCGCUAUUUCUUUCGCUUUCCAGGUAUAAGAUUAAGGAUACCUAUGCUACGAGCCAGAUGUUGGACUAUGCCAUGAGUGCCCUACCUGCCAAAGGAUUCCAACUCCAGGAGCUGAAGAACUUGAUGAUUUCGGCGGAGAACCGACCAAGGGUCGAUCUUUAUCAGAAACUACGCCUUCAUUUUGCCUCUGCUGGCCUAGAUCGAACAGCAAUCAACGUUGUUUACUCCCAUGUCCUUAAUCCUAUGAUUGUUACAAGAUCGUACAUGUGCAUCGAACCGGUAGAGCUCUGGCUUGAUAUUCAGGCCCUUCGCCGAGGCCUCAUCUUCCCCGUUGAUCCAGAUACCCAUUCCAACACGCUACUCCUUCAGGAUUCAGGAAUGGUUCCAGUCAACACCCAAAUUGCGAUUGUGAAUCCUGAGAGCUGCUUGCUGUGUCGAGCAGGAGAAUAUGGCGAGAUUUGGAUUCAGUCAGACGCCUGUGCUAAAGCUUUUUAUGGCUCAAAACAGGAAUUUGACAUUGAGAGGUUCAAUGGCAGGAUUGUGGAUGCCGAUCCCAAUGUCGCCUAUGUCCGCACCGGGGAUCUAGGUUUCCUUCACACAGUUACUAGACCUAUCGGCCCGGCAGGCCAACCUGUUGAGAUGCAAAUGCUUUUUGUCCUUGGGGGUAUUGGUGAAACGUUCGAGGUUAACGGGUUGAAUCAUUUCCCUAUUGACAUCGAACGCUCUGUGGAAACGUGUCAUCGUAACAUCGUAAACGGAGGAUGGUAAGUCGCAUAAAAACUCAUUCGCAGGUAUUUGUAAGAGCCUUUGCUGAUUGAAGUUCUGCUGCAGCGCUGUUUUCCAAGCAGGCGGUAUGAUAGUCGUUGUGGUAGAAGUUACAAGGAAGUCAUAUUUGGCCUCCCUCGUUCCAGUCAUCGUUGAUGCUAUCUUAAACGGGCAUCAAGUAGUCGCUGACAUAGUGGCGUUCGUUUCCCGUGGUGAUUUUCCACGGUCUCGUCUAGGUGAGAAACAGCGUGGGAAGAUAUUGGCUUCGUGGGUGACUCGAAAGCUGCGAACAAUCGCGCAGUUCAGCAUUCGUGAUCCCGAUAGGACGAUAAACCAACUUGCGGGCAUUCCCCGGCAUCGGUCUAGUAGGGCCUCGAAGCCAGGAAGUACAAUGGCUAAUAGCACCCGACGCAACACUCUUGCGCAAGAAAACGAUCCUCGAUCUCCAGUACCAGCAUCGAUACUUCAAGAAAAAUUCGACGAAGCUCACGGCGCCAUUCAGGGACAAAUUCCUCCUAGCGAGUUUAACCAGCCUGCCCCAUACUAUGAUCCUGCCCCAAGAGUAGCGGAGAUACCGCAGCGGCAAGAUUCCUUAAAUCAUCAUCCGCCGCUGGAUCACCACUCCGUGUCUAAUCUGAGUCUCCGAUUCAGCAGCGACAGUCCGAGCUCAGAGAUGAAAACACCAUCUUCCGUGAGCGAGAUCCCCCCUCAGGUGACCCCACGACUAGAUUCUCUUCCCAGUCGACAACCAUCAAGCAGCGGAUCCUGGAGAGAGCCAUCUGCAACUCACACCAUGACGUCGCGGUCCAGCAUACAAGGGGAAACCAUAGAAGAAUGGCCGCACGACGCACAACAGUAUCAAUCACAGCCGUAUCUGAGAUUAGACGGUUCAUACGGUCAGGGAGGUGUCCACCGGACUCCAAGCAGCCACAGUGAAGCUGUAAGGCGAUAUGACGGGAGUGGUUACGGUUAUGACUUUUAAAAAGGGAUGGAUAAUUUUUUUUUUUGGCUCAUGUUGUCUCUUUGACCAUUCAGGCCCUGCCGUCCAUCCAGCCAUCCUAUACCAUUGAUACAUAUGUUUGCAUUGGCAUGAGCGUUUAGUGAUAUGCCUGGUUGGAUUGAUUUUGAUUUCUCUUUCGAUCUCUUCUUGAAGAAAGCAUGGUACAUGUGAGUGUAUAUUUCCUAUUGAUGAUAUCAGAUGGGUUGUUUCCUUCUAUUCAUUUGUCUCUUAUUAUUGUCAUGAAUGAAGGCAAUACUUUUCUUUUCUUUUUUGACUGUUUAUUUAUUUUCUAGAUGAUGCUUGUCAUGUCCAUGAUGAAUGCCAUAUAAUUAACCAAAGCAUCUUACACUAUAUAUACAUGUAUGUAGAAUGUACUUGGGUGCUUCUUACUUUCUUAAGACUUGCAUGAGACCUUUUAAGUGGUUACGUUCUGUCUCGACAGCAUGCUGUUCUCACAGAUAAGAAUAUGAGUGAAUUCCCAU
Molecule: messenger RNA, 6403 nt
Organism: Monascus purpureus
Lineage: Eukaryota; Fungi; Ascomycota; Eurotiomycetes; Eurotiales; Aspergillaceae
Source: the annotation of a GenBank genome assembly